This is a messenger RNA of Chiroxiphia lanceolata (lance-tailed manakin), 747 nucleotides long. Its product is annotated as feather keratin B-4-like. NCBI's taxonomy places the organism in Eukaryota, Metazoa, Chordata, Aves, Passeriformes, Pipridae. Gene Ontology annotation, molecular function: structural constituent of cytoskeleton. Bases 242 to 658 code for a protein of 138 amino acids. Gene Ontology annotation, cellular component: intermediate filament. The record is from RefSeq and is a predicted model, not a curated record. The transcript is spliced from 2 exons.
ACCUCUCCUGGGCAGUGUCUGCACCUGCCAAGUGCCCCCACAAGCACAUUCCAGGCACAACCUCCCAAAUACCAACUCUCCCUUCAAAGCUGCCGCCACAAGGACACGUCUGCAAGAGGAGGACACGCAAAGGGAGCACUGUGGAAAGGAAAACACACCCCACCUCACCCACUCAGUGGCUCACCUUGGCCUACAAGGAGCUCACCUUGCUCAAGCAGCACCUGCCUUUCACAAACCCAUCAUGGCUGGGCCUGAUCCCCUCCUUGUCCUGCAAGUGCCCUGGGAUGGCACUCAAGGGCCCCUCCACACCACACCCAUGGCCUGCUACGACCUCUGCCACCCCUGCGGACCCACCCCGCUGGCCAACAGCUGCAACGAGCCCUGUGUCAGGCAGUGCCAGGACUCCACCGUCCUCAUCCAGCCCUCCCCCGUCCGCGUCACCUUCCCAGGGCCCAUCAUGACCUCCUUCCCCCAGAGCUCCGCCGUCGGAUCCACCGCAGGGGCUGCCCUGGGCACGGAGCUCAACGUCCAGGGACAGCCCAUCUCCGGCGGCUUUGGGGCCGCAGGCUACGGCCUGGGCUAUGGCCGUGGCUUUGGCUACGGCCUGGGAGGCCUGGGCUGUGGCCUGGCAGGCCUGGGCUGCUCCGGCACCUGCUGAGGCUCCUUGCCACCACAGCUGACACCCCCUGCACCUGCCCUUCUCACUCUUGCACCAAUAUCUCCUGCAAGCAAAGCACCUCACCUGAU